AUGAGUGAAGAAGCGACAUUUUUCAAACAAGCUGCAGAAGCUAUUGUGGCGACAUCUUUAAAUAUAUCUAAUGUGGAUCCGACAAUAAAGGAACUGUUAAAGAGGAUAAAAUAUAAUGAGAUAGACUUUGGGAAAAUUACAAGUACUGAAAGUCCCGGGAGAAAUGUGAUUACUCCAGAAAGUAUACCUGUCCAGCAAGUUAAUAAUAGUAACAACAACAAUAAUAAUAAUAAUAAUAAUAAUAAUAAUAAUAUUCAUAGUUUAGGCGAUGCUCUAGUUUCUUCAGCAUAUGGAGAAUCUUUUGAGCAAUCUUUGGCAUCUUCUCCGAUCAAUAACGAGUCAGUAACACUUAUCCCAAACAGAGCUUCAGAGAGAGAGUAUAAUGAUAUUGCUAAAGAAGAUCUUUUAUCUACUGAGUCUGUAUUUUCAUCAUUUAUGGAUUCGCAAAAUAAACAACAGUAUGAUAAACCACCUGCUACACAUAUGCAACCAAAGACUGUAAAACCACGAAAUAAGAAGAAGAUACAGGAAAAACCUGAUAAAAAAUACCCUUGUUCGCAAUGUGAUUUAGUAUUCUUUAGAUCUUCCGAUUUACGUAGACACGAAAAGGCACAUUCUUUGGUACUACCACAUAUAUGUUCGAAAUGUGGUAAAGGUUUUGCAAGAAAGGAUGCCUUAAAGAGACAUCAAGAUACAUUAACUUGUAGAAGAAAUAGAAAUAAAUUGAUAGAGAUAACAAAUGGGAAAGUUGAAGAAUUUUUAGAGAGAGCUAAAAAGGAAGGUAUUAGUUUGUGA
Molecule: messenger RNA, 795 nt
Organism: Maudiozyma saulgeensis
Lineage: Eukaryota; Fungi; Ascomycota; Saccharomycetes; Saccharomycetales; Saccharomycetaceae
Source: the annotation of a GenBank genome assembly